AUGGCCAAGAAAGCAAAGUCCCGUACCAUUGCCGUCCGGCUGAUAUCCAUGGCCAUGACGGGCUACUACCGCACACUUAUUCGUCCGCGUGCGCACCGCCCUCUCAGCAUGAUGAAGUACGAUCCUGUCGUAAAGAAGCAGGUGCUUUUCCUUGAGGCGACCAAGGGUGGAAAGAAUAAAUAG
Molecule: messenger RNA, 183 nt
Organism: Penicillium bovifimosum
Lineage: Eukaryota; Fungi; Ascomycota; Eurotiomycetes; Eurotiales; Aspergillaceae
Product: mitochondrial 54S ribosomal protein bL33m
Exons: 2
Coding region: 1-183 (60 amino acids)
Biological process (GO): translation
Cellular component (GO): mitochondrion; ribosome
Molecular function (GO): structural constituent of ribosome
Source: RefSeq, a predicted model, not a curated record